Molecule: messenger RNA, 672 nt
Organism: Adineta ricciae
Lineage: Eukaryota; Metazoa; Rotifera; Eurotatoria; Adinetida; Adinetidae
Source: the annotation of a GenBank genome assembly
AUGGUGUCUACUACCAAUUCGCAUCUGGUGAUUGAUGAAAUUCGAUCUCACCUAUCGAAGGGUUUUGGUUCUGCGAAAGUAAUCAAGAAAACAACUGGACUGUACAAAUCAAAACGAUUUCAUUGUCAACUUCUACUACCCUUAUCAAUUGCGAUUGUUUCUUUUGUCGUUGGUAUUCUUUAUAUAAAUAACUGUCCAAUCCAACCGUAUAUUCCAAUCUAUCUUCUUGUUCAAGGUGCAGUUGGUCUUUUUAUUCUAAUCAUUCAUGUAACUGCUAUCGUAUACAUUUUGUAUAUUAACAGAUAUAAAUAUCAAUUUAUUGGUACUAUUGCCUUUUUAACUGCGUUUCUUUUUCUCUUUCAAUUCGCAUGGUUCAUCACAGGAAAUAUCUGGGUCUUCGGUUCAGUACAACGCGUUCAAUUUACGAAUCCAGCUAAUACUACGUCAUAUUGCAAUGGAACUGCUUAUCGAAGCGCCUUUUGGUUGAUCAUUGCUGCAUAUGCGAUGAGUGUGUUUUUCUGCUGUUCGUUUACAUGGAUACCACAGUCGGGUGCAUCGCCUACUAAUGGUAUUAUUAAAGUGAAAAAACAAAUACCGAAACUCAAACGUAUGUUGAAGGGUAAUAAUAGUCGUCCUGAAUCAAUACACGAUGUUAUAGAAGUUCGACUCUAA